Messenger RNA from Neocloeon triangulifer, 2649 nucleotides. RefSeq names its product bestrophin-4 (gene Best2). Gene Ontology annotation, molecular function: chloride channel activity. NCBI's taxonomy places the organism in Eukaryota, Metazoa, Arthropoda, Insecta, Ephemeroptera, Baetidae. Bases 91 to 2160 code for a protein of 689 amino acids. The record is from RefSeq and is a predicted model, not a curated record. The transcript is spliced from 11 exons.
GCGAGUGUCGUGGUGCUGGUCGCCGCGCUCGCCUCCACCUGCACACACCCGACCGACCGUGGCCGCCGGCCGCCCCCAGCCGCCCCAAAAAUGACCGUGUCCUAUUCCUGUGAAGUGGCCAACGCGUCCAGUUUCGGCUGCUUCUGGCGAAUCCUCCUCAAAUGGAAAGGCAGCGUUUACAAAUUGAUCUACAGGGAGCUCCUCGUCUACCUUAGCUUUUAUUACGCCAUUAAUCUCGCCUAUAGACAUGUUAUGAACACAGAACAAAAAGAAACUUUUCAAAGGGUUCGAAAGUAUUUUGGCGAGCAGACGGAAAGCAUCCCGAUGUCAUUUGUGCUCGGCUUCUACGUCACACUGAUAGUCAAGCGGUGGUGGGAACAGUACAGACUGCUGCCCUGGCCGGACUCGAUGGCCCUCUUCGUCAGCGCCGCCAUUCCCGGACAGGAAGAGCGCGGGCGGCUGAUGCGCCGAAACAUUGUUCGCUACUCGAUGCUCAGCUACGUCAUCACCCUUCAACACGUCAGCCUCAGGGUGAAGCAACGCUUCCCCACCUGGCAGCACAUGGUGGACGCAGGUUUGAUGAUGGAAAGCGAGAAGAAGAUCUUUGACCUGAUGGACGAAAAGACGACGAUGGCCAAGUACUGGAUGCCGCUGGUGUGGGCGACCAACAUCAUCAACCGGGCGCGCAAGGAGAACAUGAUCCAGAGCGACCACGUCGUGCAGACCAUGCUGCAAGAACUGUCCGACAUCAGACGGAGGCUCGGCUCUCUCAUCGGCUACGACACGGUCUGCGUCCCGCUCGUUUACACGCAGGUAGUGACGCUGUCCCUGUACACUUACUUCCUAUCAGCCCUGUUGGGCCGUCAGUGUUUAGACAGCGACAUAAUCGACCUCUACUUUCCAAUCUUCCUAAUGUUCCAAUUUUGCUUCUACAUCGGGUGGCUGAAAGUGGCCGAGGUGCUGAUCAACCCCUUUGGAGAGGACGACGACGACAUCGAACUCAACUGGCUCAUUGACCGACACAUCAAGGCCGGGUACAUGAUCGUGGACGAGAUGCAUGAGGAGCACCCUGAGCUGCUGAAGGACCAGUACUGGGAGGAGGUGGUGCCGCGCGACCUGCCCUACACGGUGGCCUCCGAGCACUACCGCCGAGACGAGCCCAAGGGCAGCGCCCAACUCUACAGGGUCAAGGAGAGCGACGCCGUCUAUGCCAACAUGCUGCCCUCCAGCACCAAAGCAAACCACGAGGACGUCUAUGCAGACUAUGAAAGCGUGGACACGCCGUUGGUGGAGCGUCGGAAGAAUUGGUUCCAGCGGCAGUUGCACCGCAUGGGCAGUUCGCGCUCGUCGAGCACCGCCUACUCGUCGGGGUUGUUCCGCGGGGGCGGCGGCGGCAGGGUGCGCAACACGUCCAUCUCCACCAACAUCUACUCGACGACCAACGAGACGGGCCCGACGCACCUCGCCGUGCCCUCGGCCAUGCCCAGCCAGGCGCACAAACUCUCCUUCUACGACCGCAUCCUCAACCGCAAAUCCGGACGCGGACAAAUCAACAGAGCCAUCGGCAGACAAGGAACAACCAAAUUGAACGGUUCAGCGAUUCCGCCCUCGCUGAAGAACAGGCCGCGCAUUCCGACGCCGGACGUGACUCGGGAAAUGAUCGACGGUCACCGCAACAGCAUUUACCCGACGGCGCCGCCGAUUUCGCCGCCAAUCUCGCCCACGCCUCUUGACAAAGAUUAUCUUCAAGAAUCGGCGUCUCAAGAAGUUGACCACAAUAACAUUACCAGCAGACCAUUCACGCCAACGUCAGAAAUGCCAGCAGUUGUCCAGGUUCUUCUGCCGAUCAAAGAGCAGGACGUGCCGGUGGUGGUGGCGACCUCGGCCAAGGGGGUCAACACGCAGCAGCUGGCCAAGGCGGUCUUCAACAACGUGUCCCUGCCCGUCCAGCUGAACCACCUGACCCUGUCGCCCGCCCAGCUGGCCGUGAUGGCCUCCCUGCCCGCCAACAUGUCCUGCGAACCGGACCUCAAGGAGGGCGUCCGGAUCACGGAGCUCGACCCGUCCGGCGAAAUCACAGACCGAAAGUCGAGCGUCUCCUCCACCUCCAGCGGCAACAACAACUCAAACCACACCAAGAGAGGCGAGGUCUACGUCUGAACAAGAGAAGAAAAUUCAACAAUUAAUUGUGUGCCUUUUUGUAUUUCAUAAGGAGAACCCCCGUGAAUUGCUCAUAUUUAGUAAAUAAGGUUUGAUUAUUUUAUUCUCAUUAUUUUUUUUAAUUAAAUGUACAUGAAUCUUGUGUAUAGUCAUAUAUUUUAAUAAAUUAAAACGCUUUUUGAAGCCCAUACUUGUCUACUUGUCGGUCUUUGAUCAUUUUAAUUUAAGUCUAUUUUUUUUCAUCAAAACAAUUUAGACCGCACUGUGAAUGCUUUGUAUAAGUGAUACAUUAUUAUUCAUGUACAGAUUUACAAAAUAAUUGCUUAAGCUGUAUUGUGAUAGACGAGCGCGAAUGAUAUUUUGGUGAUACAUUUACUGUGUAUUUAUAUAAUGAGCAUUGAAUUUUUUUAAAUGUAGAACGCUUUGAAGAUUAAUGUAAUUUCUUGUGAUUCACAAUAAUCAUAUUGAUUUUAUUAUAUUAAACAGAGA